AUGAGUUUUGUUGAAGUGUUUCCCUCUCUUCUCUCUUCGGACUCGCCAUCAUCAUCAGCGGCAAGCCUGAAAUCCACGCCGACUGCGGAAGGGGAUUAUGUGUGUUGGUUGGAGGAUGAAGCAAUGAAUGAACCCAAUCAUCAUCAUCAGGAUAUAAAUGCCAUGUUUUAUGAAAAGAUGUUCCAAGCUAUGAAACAUCAAGAUGAAGCCGAGAUGAGAUGUAGUGGUGGUAGCUUUAAUAUUAAUUCUCAAUUAACACUCAUAUGGAAAACAUUUGGAAAUGAUUUGAUUUUGCAAGAAGCCGAUUUGUAUGGAGAGCGGUCAUCAAGAACAUUCACAUUCAAAGCUCCCAUGAAUGUUUUCUUUCUUCCAGGAGUUUCACUCAUGAAAACCCAUCAAGAAAUUACAAUGUGGGCUUUAGCCACCAAUAGAACAUUGUAUCGAAUUAGCCUGACAUACCAAUACAACAAAAGCAACACCGAAACUGAAAACAAGCAAAACAACAGCUUAAUCGAUGCAUUAGUUGCUCAUUUGCACCAUAACAUUCCUAUUGUGGAAGUAUUACGAAUUGGUAUGGCUACAGAAGAAAUUGAAUUCGCUUACAACAGAGCAAACCAAAAAUCGAUUUUUACUGGAUUCUUUGGGGGAGGGUCUUCCGAAUCAAAUAAUAUUGACUUCUUCAACAAUCAUAGUCAACAUUUUCCAACAUGCCUCUAUGGCAUUGAACAUAAUGCAGCUAUAAUUGGAUUUGCAAAUGGUGACUUGUUGAGAGUCAUGAAAGAGGGCAAUAAUUCCACCCAAAUGAACAGGUUCAUUUUUGAAAACACUUCAACAACUAGCUGGCCAUGGUUUUCGAGCAGGAAUAAGGAUAUGACCUUAAUGGGAGUUUUCAAAAACGGUGUUGUUUCUGUCAAGCACAUUUCUAUGUUCAAUAAUCAACUAGAUCUCAUCAUUUCUCUUCACAGAAAUGGUUAUUUAAUCGUUUGGAGAGAAGAUGUGGAAACAAAAGUGAUGGCAACAGAAGAGAUCGACCCAGUACAAAACCAUUUGCGACUUUUAACAUUGAAUAUUCCUAGAGAACAAUCCAAUGAAGAUACAAUCUAUGAAAGCGACCUUAUUGACAGCCUAAGAUUUUGCUCCGAUCCUAUGAAAGUGAUACCCUCUACUGUGACUACUCCACAACAGACAAGCAGUAGUUUUAAUAUUGUGCUGGCAUAUUCGAGACUCAAUGGAAAAACAUCGUCAGCAGCUUCGAUAACGGCUCCUGUGACGGACGAGACUUUAUUUACGGCUCUUAGUUUUGGAACUACUGUUGAUCAACAGGAACAAUUCUCUCUCGAAUACCGCGGCAUUGAAAACGUGAAAUAUUUUUCAUCUGAACUUUUACAAAAAGAUUUAUUUCAAUUUUAUGGUAAUAGCUCGAUAGCGUCAAGAUUGGUCACAUUUGACAUUGCUGAUGGAAAUGUAUGGGCGAUUUGGUCAGUGAGAGAUUUCAGUUUUAGGAAUGUUAUAGAAGGUGGCUAUUCUUCUUUCCUUUCGUAUACUGCUUCCUAUGGAUCAAUAUUAUCAUCAGCAGUUCAAACUCAAUCUGCUUGGUCAUUUGUUCGUACUCUUCACUCACAAUAUGCAAGUGGAAUUUUGAAAAUUAGCAAAGUGAAUGACCAUGUAGAAAAUGUUAGAGGUUUCGUCAUGCAAUUCCUUUUUGAAAGUUCCAUUCGAAACAUGCUCAAUCCUAAUGUGUUACUUAGAGCAGUUGUUUCAUUCUAUCCAAAAGAUGAGUUACCUACUCUGGCUCAAUCUCUAGGAGUCUCUGAGGAUUACAAUGAAAUUUUAUCUUCUCAACUAGAUCAUGUGUUCUGGAUGGAACGUAUCACAUACGCUAUUGAGUAUACUCUCUCUCAAAAGCGAGCCAUGAUCGAUGAUGCCAAUCCUCUUCAACGGAACCAAAUGGAAGCCAAGAUGGAAGCACAAACAUGGAAAGAGUUUUUACACACACUCAUACAGGUGUGGAUAACAUUCAAUUCUCCACUUGCAUUUGCAUGGUUUGACACAAAACCACAACAAACACCAGGCAUAAUUUAUACUGGCACAUUCAAAUCAGCACCUUCCGUAUCCAUGCUUCGCUCUAUGGAUACUUUGGAAAACAUUUUCCAUAAUGUGAACCAGCAAAAUUGUAAUCGAAACUACGUGCUUGUAGCUGAUCAAAUUCAUCUCACAAAAGAAAUUACUUCCAAAUUAUCCUUUUCCAAAGAUUUAAUACGCUUGUUUGAGGUGUUGAAUUAUGUUGAGACUUCUGUCACUGAGCUUUCCAAAUCGUUCAAUAUUUUACCGUAUUAUUUCUCGAAAAAACUAGGUUUAGAACAUGAAGAUCCUUCUGUUACUGCCAGAGUGAUUGCACUUGAAUUGGUUUCUGGAUUAACAUUCCCAGAUGCGAAUGAACUUCCUGAUACCCUUAUUCAAGACUCAAAAAUUAAUUCUAAAAGAAAGCUGUUUGUACACGAGUUUUUGAAGAGACUGAACAAAAUUACCAGCACUCCAAUCUAUGCCAUUUUAAAUUAUAUUUCGAGAAAAUUAAUGGGCUUGGAAAGUAUAAGCCUGGACAGCAUCAGUGCUUCAACAAAAGAAUGCAGAGCUUCUCCACGAAGUGCAAAUUUCAUUUCUCUUAUUAAUGGCGCUUCCAUGCAACUGUUAGAAUCUCGAUUUUAUUUAUGUUGUCAAUUGUGUGUAUUUGUUGAAGUGAUGAAGUUGUUGACACCCAAUGAUUCUUCCAUUACACACAGUAUUGCAUUGGCUGAUUCUCUUGAAAGCAAGAGCUAUUACACAGCUCUUAGAGGUUAUCAUAUUGCUUGGUGGCUCUCCACCAGAUCUAUUGAGGCUAAUUUCGGAACUUUGAAUUUAGCAAAAUCAUUAUCUGAUUCAAAACUGAACUUGACCGAUUACAUGCUCAGUUAUCCUACUUUACACAACUCAAAGAAUCAUGCCUUCGUGUUGGAAAUGCUGCUCAGAGAGUCUAGAAUCUCUAGCGAUAUGAUAUCACUCUUGGAUCAACUGUCUUCACAGAAUCUGUCAUUGAGUAGACUCGUCACUAAUAUUGCCUCAAACUUUGUGCACAGUAACAUUCUUGUUGAAUAUGACGGUAUUAAUCCGCAUGCGAACGACUUGGAAAUUUGUCAAUAUCUCAUCAAUUGGCAAGCAUUUGAAACGCUAAAAGAGUAUGCAAGUAUCCUGCAGAGUUACGAUGCUUCUUUCCCUCACUCAUUCCACUUCUUGGGUAUUGCCAAUCUACAACAAGGAGAAGCCCUGCAAACCAAAGAAAACUUUGUGAAAUGUGCUAUUAUUGCCAUUAACAAUAGGUCCAAGCAAGAAGAAACGAAACGUUUGUUUGAACUCAUGAAUAUUUAUUGGAAGGUUGAACCAUCGAUCGUGAACUCAAAGACCAGUCAAGACCUUGUCAAGCAGUCCGUUUCAUUCUAUUAUUAUAAUUAUGUUAGACAAUUAUGUGGAAAGCAUCCGGAAUUGGCGUUGGACUUUACAAACCUUGCUCUUAUGGAAGCAGAUAGCGAAGUUGUUCCUCAAGAAGAAGUUAAUAUUUUGUAUAGCGUCUUAUUUACACUAAGUUUGCAUUUCGAUCGAUACGAUGACGCCUAUAUUGCCAUUAAUUGUCAAACCGAUGUUCAAAGAAAGAAGGCAGAUCUCAGAAAAUUUGUUGGAACCAUUGGUGAGCUCGCAGCUGUUAAUGCAACACAAUGUGCCUACUAUGGUAACAUGUUGUGCGAAUUGCCUUUCUCAGGCAUGCGAAACGAAGUCAAUGAUUUACUACAUGAACGAGCCAUGCACGCAGAUCUCAGCAUUAGAAUGUCAGAAACAGCGCCCAAUUAUUAUGGCUCCUUAUCUUCUGUUAAGGUUCUCCAUCCUAGUAACACUUCAUCCGUGCUGUCUCAAUCCAAGUUGACACUUCUCGAAGAGCAUCAAGAACGUAUCAAUUCGACCUAUGCCUACUAUCAUCUUUUGUACGCAUUCAAUGUACACAGAGGCGACUAUAACAAGGCAGCCCUGUACAUGUAUGAAUUGGGGCGUAGAAUUGAUAGUCAAGUCAAGCUCAUUCCCAUGUCUGUCUCUUCAGAUGCUGCCUAUGAAGAAAUUAUUGAGGCUUACCUGAAGAAGCAAGCAGAAUGUUUCUUAAUUUCUCUCAAUGCCCUCAAACUCGUCUCUGAUAGGAAUCAAUGGUUCUUGUAUCCAUUCCCUGAUGAUAGUAUUGAAGCGAUCGAUCGUUCGAUUAGUCCCCUAAAGAGAAAUCGUGAUAGCCAAUCCACGGCCAUUGAGAAUGAGGAUCUGGAAAAGAGACCUCAUCCAGGUAUUAUCACAAUUUCUCAACUCGAGACUCGUUACCACAUGGCAUCCUCCAAAGUCACCAUUCUCCAAUGUCAGAGAAAAAAUCCAACCACUACUUUCAAUGUGCUUUCAUUGCUCUUGUUGAACAAACCACUCGACGUGAUUACCUUGCUUGCCUCUGAAAAUUGUGAAGAAUAUGAAAAAGCGUUUUAUGUGGCCACAUGUUGUAAAUUGCCUCCAAGUGACUUGCAUGAAAUUUUCACACGACUCGCUCGUAAAUGUUACCAUAGCGAACAACAACAACCCUUCAUAUCAAAAAGUAGCACGGAAAAAUUGUGGCAAUUAUUACGACUCAAGUUGAAAAAACACGACAGUGCUGCAACGAAUUAUCAAUUAAGUGCAGCUUGUGUAAAAACCAUCUACAAGGAAAUUCAAUUAUUUGACAAUAAUACUCAAAAACAGUCACGAGAACCAUCAGACGGUAAACGAAACAAUGAUGGCAUUCCAUUAUGGCUCCUGGACAUGUGUGAACCCAAUACCUUAUUACGAAUUUAUCUCGAGUUUGGCAAGAGAAAAGAUGCUCAUGAAUUAUUGCAACUCAAUUCUGCUUUCCCUCCCAAUGCGGAAACUCCCAAUCGUCUCAAAAUACCCAUUACCUAUACCAUGAGAGAAUACGCCUCCAAUUUUUAG
Messenger RNA from Naegleria lovaniensis, 5022 nucleotides. RefSeq lists its product as uncharacterized. The record is from RefSeq and is a predicted model, not a curated record. The transcript is spliced from 2 exons. Gene Ontology annotation, cellular component: nuclear pore. Gene Ontology annotation, molecular function: structural constituent of nuclear pore. The coding region runs from base 1 to 5022 and encodes 1673 amino acids. NCBI's taxonomy places the organism in Eukaryota, Heterolobosea, Eutetramitea, Acrasida, Naegleriidae.